CCCUCCGCCUCCGCCUCCGCCCCCGAUGCUUUUGCCUCUGCCUUUGUCCGUGUCUGUUCUGACAGUAUUUGUGGAGGGAGGAGCAUUGUGGGGUGAAAUUUUGAAGAUUUUGUUGCUUUCUUUUCAUUUUGAGAAGAAUAUAGUUUUUACAACUACAUGAGAGGCACUGUUCAUACUAUUUCAAGUGUUGCAGAUUCAUUAUGCAUCUUGAUUGCUAUUUCACACUUUUUAAUGGAUUGGAUGUUCACUAGCAAAUGGUUGUCAACUACUACUUUGUUCCAUCCAUGCAGAGUGAUUAAGGCUGCAAAGAAUGUCUUGGGACCAACAUUAUCUGACCUCCAGCUUGCUGAAGGAGAGAUUAUUCUUGAUAUAGAUGGCACUGUUCCUCUGCAACCUGUAUUGCAGCGCAUUGGUCUCUCAGCUUGGCCUGCAUGAAGGAGGUCCCACAAUCGACUUUGUUCCCGGAAGAAAGGAUUCAAGAGUUUCUCCAAACGAAGGAAGACUUCCAGAUGCUAAUCAAGGUCCUCCACGUCUAAGGGACAUCUUUUACAGGAUGGGUCUCUCGGACAAGGACAUAGUGGCCUUAUCAGGGGCUCAUACACUGGGAAGGAAACACCCGGAAAGAUCUGGAUUUGAUGGUCCUUGGACUCAGGAACCCCUUAAGUUUGAUAAUUCCUAUUUUGUCGAGUUGUUGAAAAGGGACGCAGAGGGGCUGCUGAAACUGCCAACUGACAAGGCAUUGCUGGAAGAUCCUGCAUUUCGCCCUUAUGUUGAGUUGAUGAGGAUGCAUUUUUCAGAGAUUAUGCAAUCUCGCAUAAGAAGUUCUCUGAACUGGGGUUCACGCCAAGUUCUUCAGGCAGCAAGACAGUAGUGAAUGGUGCCGUAUUGGCACAAGGUGCUGUUGGAGUGGCAGUGGCUGCGGCUGUGGUGAAUCUUGAGCUACUUCUAUGAAGUGCGCAAAAAAAUGAAGUGAAUGCUGUUCUCUGAUUUCCCUUUGUACCUAGCAUAUAUUUUAGCGCUUAGUGUUGCCCGCACCAUAUAUGUUCAUCGACAAUAAUAGUCAAAGCAUUGCUGGUGCUUGGAUGGAACAAGCCAGCAAACUCUUUGAAAGUCACAAGAAAAAUCUAUGCCCAUUUUCAACA
Eucalyptus grandis is the source of this 1142-nucleotide messenger RNA. RefSeq names its product L-ascorbate peroxidase 3. Gene Ontology annotation, biological process: hydrogen peroxide catabolic process; response to reactive oxygen species; cellular response to oxidative stress. NCBI's taxonomy places the organism in Eukaryota, Viridiplantae, Streptophyta, Magnoliopsida, Myrtales, Myrtaceae. Gene Ontology annotation, molecular function: peroxidase activity; heme binding. The transcript is spliced from 7 exons. Bases 374 to 871 code for a protein of 165 amino acids. The record is from RefSeq and is a predicted model, not a curated record.